Messenger RNA from Meriones unguiculatus (Mongolian gerbil), 1294 nucleotides. It is a transcript of the gene Zglp1, whose product is annotated as zinc finger GATA like protein 1. Gene Ontology annotation, biological process: oocyte development; spermatogenesis; regulation of transcription by RNA polymerase II. The coding region runs from base 387 to 1187 and encodes 266 amino acids. Gene Ontology annotation, cellular component: nucleus. Gene Ontology annotation, molecular function: zinc ion binding; sequence-specific DNA binding. NCBI's taxonomy places the organism in Eukaryota, Metazoa, Chordata, Mammalia, Rodentia, Muridae. The transcript is spliced from 5 exons. The record is from RefSeq and is a predicted model, not a curated record.
CCCCCACCCCCGUGACAGCGCCUGGGAAGCCCUUCUUCCUGGGGACGCCCCCUGUGUGGCCAGGCCCCGCCUCGGCCGCAGAGAAGGGAUCAACAGCGCCGAGCUAAGUGAUCAGAAGAUGUGUGGCAAAGAGGGGCUACCCAGGGGUACUUUCCUGAUCACACAGCUUCUCGAGCCACACAGCUGAGGCUCCUGGCAGCCACUGCAAAAAGUACGCCCAGGUGCAAACAGCGCCCCCACGUGACCUGCGCCGGCCAGCUCCGCCCAGGUGGCGCCCAUCGUCAUCACCCUCGCCUUCCUCACCCUCGGGUUUACCCCUGGGGGGGGCUGGGGGCUGGGGGCUGGGGGCGGGGCAGAGAGGUUCCGCAGUGGGGCCCAGAGUGGGCAUGGAGGCAGCUCCAGCCCGCGAGUUGACGCGCCGGCAGGAACUUCUGGCGCCACCUUGUCUGGACACCGAAUCGCUCCGGAAGAGUCGACCCCCCACGCUGGAGCCUGGAGCCCUGAGAUGCCUCACUCCCAAUGGCAGGUCCCUGUGGUCCGCGUGCCAGGACUCAGUCAGCACAGCACUGCCUUUCCUCCAAGAGAAAGAGGAGGAGCCACCAGGGUCCCCUUCUCCACCCACCCAGACCCUGGGGCCGUGCUGGGAGCUGAUGGUAAUUGGGAUGUCAGACCCACUAAGUAUGGCCAGGAACCCCAAGAGCACACAGUAUCCCAAAACGGAAACUUCCAGCGCUGUUUCCCCGGCCUCACCCCAGAGAAGAUCACGGAAGCAGCUGAACCCCCGAAUGGGCAUUGAGAAGGUGGACCCCAGGUUCAAGGGGGUGACCCUGGAGUUCCAGAUCCAGCCGGAUUCUAGCCUCCAGAUUGUGCCCACCUACAGCUUACCUGGUAGAAGUUGUUCACCAAAGCUCCCUGCAAGCCCUCCCAAGGCCCUUGUCAGCCCAGGAGGCAGCGAGGCCCUCGGGCCCCGACGCUGUGCUUCUUGUAGGACCCAGAGGACUCCACUCUGGAGAGAUGCCGAAGAUGGGACCCCCCUCUGCAAUGCCUGUGGCAUCAGGUACAAGAAAUAUGGCACCCGAUGCUCCAGUUGCUGGCUGGUCCCACGGAAAAGCAUCCAGCCCAGGAGGCUGUGUGGCAGGUGUGGCAUGGCUCAGGACCCCCAGCUAAGCCCAACUCAGGAACUGUAGCCCUUCUUCAUAUAAGCAAGUCAGUUUUGUCUCUGUUUCUUGAGGGGAAAAGCACCCACACUGGCUGGCAGGGAUCCCAGGGCUCCCUCUACUCAGUUUUGGCUGAA